GGCAACCGGGCGCCGCUGCCAUGCAGACGGCCGCGGCCGCGCAGGGGAUCAAGUACCUCGGCCAAAAGGAAGCCCAGGCCAUUGAUCAGGAACUGUUCGAGCAAUAUAAAUUCAGCGUCGACCAGCUGAUGGAACUGGCCGGUUUGAGUUGUGCCACAGCCAUUGGCAAUGCCUACCCAGCCAGCUCCUUCACAGUCAGCCAGCCGGCUGUGUUGAUUGUGUGCGGCCCGGGAAACAACGGUGGAGAUGGUCUGGUUUGUGCCCGGCACCUAAAAAUGUUUGGUUAUGAGCCAACGGUGCACUAUCCCAAGCGCCCCAACAAACAGCUCUUUGAAGGCCUAACCACCCAGUGCGAGAAGAUGGGCAUCCCUUUUCUCUCGGAGUUCCCAUCAGAAGCCGCAGUGAUUGAUGAGGUCUACGGCCUGGUGGUGGAUGCCAUUUUUGGGUUCAGCUUCCAAGGGACUGUGCGGGAACCCUUCGGCACCAUCUUGGAUACUUUGGAGAAGGUCACUGUCCCCAUUGUGAGCAUCGAUAUCCCAUCUGGGUGGGAUGUGGAGAAAGGCAAGCCCGACGGGAUCCAGCCCGACAUGCUGAUCUCUCUCACCGCUCCGAAGAAAGCAGCAAAGCUGUUCACCGGCCGCUACCAUUUCCUCGGCGGCAGAUUUGUGCCCGCAGCCCUGCAGAAGAAGUAUUCGCUGAACCUCCCCCCGUACCCAGGAACGGAUUGUGUGCUGCAGCUGCCUUAGUGGGCCCAGGGGUGGCUGUCGGGAUUAGAGUUCCCGGCAGGGAGAAGUCUCGGUGCAGAGGAAGGAAGCCAGCUUGGGGUGUUGGGUCCGGGGAACAGACGCUGAGGGAAGAGCACUUGACAGCUUGUUAGAUGGAGUCACCUGGCAAGUUUCAAGGGGUGUUUUGGUUACUAGGUGGAUACACAGCUGUUGAAAGGAUAUGAGAAUAUCUUUGCAAAGAAUUAGCUUUUGCUGUAGAGACCCAGAAAGGUUCCUUGAAGCCAAUCGGCAUCACUCUGCUUACUUUAAGUCACUUCGGGGUAAGGAUCCUGGGCUGAAAAGAGGUUGUUACCUAGACACUGUUCUUCCUUUCCUGUGCCUCUUUCCGUGUUUAGGCUUGCUUUUCAAACCUGCACAAGGAAGAGUCUUGUUGGCUGGGUUUUGAAACAUCCUUGAUUAAGGGUCUGUUUUUGUUUCCCUUCAAUAAAAACACUAUUGCUAAUA
Molecule: messenger RNA, 1229 nt
Organism: Gekko japonicus
Lineage: Eukaryota; Metazoa; Chordata; Lepidosauria; Squamata; Gekkonidae
Gene: NAXE
Product: apolipoprotein A-I binding protein
Exons: 7
Coding region: 21-746 (241 amino acids)
Cellular component (GO): mitochondrion
Molecular function (GO): NAD(P)HX epimerase activity
Source: RefSeq, a predicted model, not a curated record